Molecule: messenger RNA, 1154 nt
Organism: Cajanus cajan (pigeon pea)
Lineage: Eukaryota; Viridiplantae; Streptophyta; Magnoliopsida; Fabales; Fabaceae
Source: RefSeq, a predicted model, not a curated record
CAUAGAGUUGUGCUUGCUUUGCUAAACCAAACUUCGAGUGAGUCUAUAUAUAUAUUGAACACAACCAUUUUUCUCAAAGUCACACCUGAAAUUCAUAUAAUACGAAAACAUAACAUACAGCUUAUGGAUUCAAAAAAAGUGACGAACAUGAGCGCUAUCGUAAAGAAGACGAGAGGACGGCAAAAGAUCGAGAUGAAAAAGAUGACGAAUGAGCGGAACCUUCAAGUGACAUUCUCAAAGCGUCGCAAUGGGGUCUUCAAGAAAGCAAGUGAGCUCGCAACCCUUUGUGGAGUGGACCUUGCUGUUAUCGUGUUCUCACGUGGUGAAAGAGUUUUCUCCUUUGGCACCCCCAACGUGGAUUCCGUCAUCCAACGUUAUACGGGGAGGGUUGCUCCUCCCCUUACUAGCUUGGCCCACCUCACUGUGGAUGAGCGUGAGCUCCAUGCACACCUUGGCUAUCUAUCCAACCAGUUUGCUGCAGAGAAGAAACGGGAGGAGGAACUGAGUCGUUUGCUGAAGACUGCGGAGAAUCACUUUUGGUGGGCCACACCAAUUGAAAACAUGAACAAAGCCCAGCUUGAAAAGUUCAAGAUUGCAUUGUUGAAUUUGAAGACACGUAUUGAUGAGAAAAAAGAAAAGUUACUCGAUGAGAGCACUUAUAACUCUCCUCAUUUUUUUGCAGGUGGAGGUUCCUCUUCCAAUGUUAAUGACACUAUGAAUGUAUGCCCACAACCAUUUUUGAGGAACCAUGUGAUUGAUGGGAGCGUCACGCGCAACCGUCGAUUUAACAACAUGUUCAGAGAUGGACAUGAACAAGGACAUGGACAUGGACCUGGACCUACUUUUGGGUUCUUUUGAUUGUCUUAGAAAAGAUCCUUUGUUGAUGAUGCCUUAUUCAGUUAUUUAAAUUUUAAGUUUAUGUUGUUUAAUUUUCGUUCAAAGUGAGCAUUGGCUUAGCUAGUUUCAUGUGUGGGACAUGGUUAGGACUAAUUAGCUAGGUUACGUUUCAGGUUUUCCUUGUUUUGAGUAAUCUUCAUCUUGUGAUGGUGAAGUGUAUUUCCUUUAGGUUGUAUCUAAGUUUUAUGUUUGAGGGACUAUAGUGUUGCACAUAGUUCUACAUGUGUUUGAAUAAAAAGGCAUCUUAUUUUUAUAUA